CACUCUGGUGGCCUAAAAUUAGUUAAGAAAUGUUGAUUCCCAUGUUCCUUCUGUUUUUAUUUAUUCUAGUAAAAUAUUUCUAUUAUCAACUUCAUUUCUUUUCUAUAUAUAUCCACACCAAUUGCAUUGCUUCCCAUUUCACUUCCCCAUCUCCAUCCCCAAAACAACAAACCCUCCUCUCUCAUUGACAUCACCUCUUUCUGCAACAACAAUGGAAGUUAAAGAACUAGACCCUUGUCUCUCUUCUCCUCCUUUCUCCUCUUCUAGCCGGUGGUGGUCAAAAGAUACUAUAGCCAUAGUAACCGGAGCAAACAAAGGGAUUGGGUUUGCGCUAGUGAAGCAAUUUUCAGGGUUAGGACUUACAGUGAUUUUAACAGCUAGAGAUGUGGAGAAAGGAUAUAAGGCUAUUGAGAAGCUAAGAAGAAGCCAUGGCGGUGAUGAUCUAAAUGUGCACUUGUAUCGCCUUGAUGUAUCGGAUUCUGCUUCCAUUAAAGCCUUCGUUUUGCAGUUUAAGAAAGAUUUUGGAGUCGUGGAUAUUCUUGUGAAUAAUGCUGCUGUAUCAUUCAAUGGCAUCCAUGACAACACAGUAGAUCAUGCAGAGACUGUGAUAAAAACCAAUUACUAUGGAGCUAAAUUGCUGAUUGAGUCACUUUUGCCAAUUUUUCGUCGAUCAAAUUCUAUUAGUCGAAUCCUUAAUAUGAGCUCCAGACUCGGUUCUAUCAAUAAGAUGAGAAACCCUAACAUGAAAAAGAUGCUACUGAGUGAAAAUUUAUCAGAGCAGCAAAUUGAAGGAAUGGUAAGUUUAUUUCUUGAAAAUGUAAAGAACGGGACAUGGGAAAGUCAGGGUUGGCCACGAACAUGGACGGACUAUGCAGUAUCAAAGCUAGCACUAAAUGCAUAUUCUAGGGUUUUGGCAAGACAAUACAAAGAUUGUGAUUUAAGUAUCAAUUGUUUCUGCCCGGGCUUUACUCAGACGUCUAUGACCAGAGGUAAAGGCACUCACACAGCCGAUGCAGCCGCCGAAGUUGGUGCCCGGUUGGCUUUGCUUCCUCCUCAAGAAGUACCCACCGGCAGGUUUUAUGUAGGGUUUGUCCCUCCCAGUAUUGUUUCUAGAUUGUAACAAAAUUAAUUAAUUUUUUAUGAGAAUUACAUGAUUCCUUGUUUAGAGAAAAUGGCUUAUAAGUAUUAUGUUAAUUAAAUACUUAGAAGCAUUGAUUUUA
This is a messenger RNA of Jatropha curcas, 1220 nucleotides long. RefSeq names its product NAD(P)-binding Rossmann-fold superfamily protein. The record is from RefSeq and is a predicted model, not a curated record. Gene Ontology annotation, cellular component: membrane. NCBI's taxonomy places the organism in Eukaryota, Viridiplantae, Streptophyta, Magnoliopsida, Malpighiales, Euphorbiaceae.